AUGGAGAAAAGCUCACCUACUAAAUCUGGAAUAAAGCAUUGCAUGACAUUUCUCGAGCUCGAAGAACGGUGCUCUCUGACUCCAAAGGCAAGACAAAAGCCAUCUCGUACCACCAAACACGCGAUUUUCGAAAUGGCAGGCAGAUCCAAUGCUCCCCAGACAUGCAUCCCCUCUGACUCUUUCAUCCACGCGCUUUCCUUUCAAUGUACUACCCGAGCAGCGCUACCACCAGCUGGAGAACCGAACAAGCCUACAGAUCUCCAACCACAACCGCACACGUUUCAGAGCAUGCCCCUAACAACAAUCCACUACACAUGUCCCCAUACCCGCCAAAUUCAAGGCCGAGAAUGUUCCUGUUUCUACAAUCAAAUGCUGAAAAUCAAUGAUCCUCGUCACUUCAAUUCCCCUUGGCUUCCCUUCGAUCGUUUGCGCGGUUGUCGACACGAUCGGACAAUUUAUCGACCCUAUGCGUGUUCGGAGUGUAGAGAGCGGAGGGAGAGGGAGUUGGAGAGGUUGUAUUUCUUGGAGAGGUUUGGCGGCGGGAGGAGAGGAAGUAUGGGCAGACGGAGACAUGGUGAGGGGUUUGGUGGAGGAGGAGGAGGUGGUGGGAUCUGGGUUGAUCGAUGGAGGAAUGGACCUUGGUGGUAUCCUAGGGAUGGGAGGGAGAGGAGGAACUCGAUGAUGCAUGCAUGCAUGACUGAAUCUUCAAGUCGUCGUCGUAUGGAUCUGGUAGCCACUGCGAAAAGCAAAAUGAGACAGGGCUUGUGUGAGCGUUGGUAUGAUGAGGUUGGUCAGUUGAUUUGCAUGUACAUAUACCGCGAUGACGGCUUCGAAGUGCCAAUGGGCGUUGUUCAGCUGGUAUGUUUUCCGAUUUAUCUCGAGAACCAUGAUAAAAGUAAAGACAACCACGCAGCUACUCAUAGCUUUCCAUAUAAUGAUACAAAAGUUCUAGGUGACUUCGGUCCCAGGGUAUCCAACCUCAUGAGUCUCUCUCUUUGCCCCCCAGGUCAAUGUGUAAUGAUACAGUAUCUCCUUCCACGCUGA
Pseudocercospora fijiensis CIRAD86 is the source of this 1044-nucleotide messenger RNA. RefSeq lists its product as uncharacterized. Bases 1 to 1044 code for a protein of 347 amino acids. The transcript has 7 exons. The record is from RefSeq and is a predicted model, not a curated record. Lineage: Eukaryota; Fungi; Ascomycota; Dothideomycetes; Mycosphaerellales; Mycosphaerellaceae.